AUGUUUGAGGAACAACACGAGAGCCUCACUCCUUUUGUUGUUCUGCAGUGGAAGGAUUUAUGGAAGCUACUAGGGGAUCACAAGGGUGAGAUCAACAAGGCGAGGGCGAUGGCCAAGGUCGCCAACUCGGAUGAAGUACCAUUUUUAGAGUUAAAGAUCGAAGUAGAGACUCCGCCUCACAACAACUCAAAUAGCAAUGGUGACCGUGGUUGCCAAAUAGAGCCAAUCCCAAGUGGAAAUCUGCCCACAGGCUUUGAUCCAAGCACUUGCCUUGCCGCAUCGUCCUGUCCUAAGGAUUCAUUCGCUACUUUGAGAGUUGACAGAUUCGGUCGGUGCAAUUGGGCAAUUAAGGUUGCCGGUGGUAAUGAUGAUAAGCAGAGCUCAGAUUCGCGGAGCGUGGUUGAACUCACAAAUGGCUCAUCUGAAGAUGAUAAGAAGGAUGAAAAUAGGGAUGCUCCUGAGAAUAUCUCUGUACAGGUGGGUAAUCUUGCUCCAGAGGUGACUCAGCUUGAUCUUCACCGGCACUUCCACGCCACUCGGAAGCGGGUUCUAUUUAGGAGGCCCGUAUCCAGAGAGACAAAAGGCUUUGGCUUCGUGAGAUACAGUACUCAUGGUGAGGCCGCUUGGGCUAUAAAUCCAGAUGGGAAAUUAAUGCACGACCCUUCCUCUGUUCUCAGUCAAAUUUAG
Molecule: messenger RNA, 687 nt
Organism: Punica granatum (pomegranate)
Lineage: Eukaryota; Viridiplantae; Streptophyta; Magnoliopsida; Myrtales; Lythraceae
Source: RefSeq, a predicted model, not a curated record